Camelus dromedarius (Arabian camel) is the source of this 1450-nucleotide messenger RNA. It is a transcript of the gene PNP, whose product is annotated as purine nucleoside phosphorylase. Bases 127 to 996 code for a protein of 289 amino acids. The transcript is spliced from 6 exons. Gene Ontology annotation, cellular component: cytoplasm. Gene Ontology annotation, biological process: nucleoside metabolic process. Gene Ontology annotation, molecular function: purine-nucleoside phosphorylase activity. Lineage: Eukaryota; Metazoa; Chordata; Mammalia; Artiodactyla; Camelidae. The record is from RefSeq and is a predicted model, not a curated record.
AUAUAAGCCAGCGCGGUGAGAACAGUGCGCUAACUGUGUGGACUGCACCGGGUAACAGCGGCUGAGCUCAGCUGAACAGAUCUUAGCUGAGAAGGGCAAACUCUUCGAAAGGGCGUCGGCGGGACAAUGGAGAUCGGAUUCACAUAUGAAGAUUAUCAGACCACUGCCAAAUGGCUUCUGUCUCACACCAAGCACCGACCUCAAGUGGCAGUGAUCUGUGGUUCUGGGUUAGGAGGUCUGACUGAUAGAUUAACUCAGACCCAGAUCUUUGACUACAAGGAGAUACCAAACUUUCCUAGAAGUACAGUGCCAGGUCAUGCUGGUCGACUGGUGUUUGGGUUCUUGAAUGGCAGAGCCUGUGUGAUGAUGCAGGGCAGGUUCCACCUGUAUGAAGGCUACCCACUCUGGAAGGUGACAUUCCCUGUGAGGGUUUUCCAGCUUCUGGGUGUGGACACCCUAAUGGUCACUAAUGCAGCUGGAGGGCUCAACCCCAAGUUUGAAGUUGGAGAUAUCAUGUUGAUCCGCGAUCACAUCAACCUACCUGGUCUCUGUGGUGAGAACCCUCUCCGAGGGCCCAAUGAGGAAAGGUUUGGAGUUCGUUUCCCUGCGAUGUCUGAUGCGUACGACCGGGAUAUGAGGCGGAAGGCUCACAGUACCUGGAAACAAAUGGGGGAGCAGAGAGAGUUACAGGAAGGCACCUAUGUGAUGGUGGCGGGCCCCAGCUUUGAGACUGUGGCAGAGUGUCGUCUGCUGCAGAAGCUGGGGGCGGAUGCCGUUGGCAUGAGCACAGUACCAGAAGUGAUCGUCGCAAGGCACUGCGGACUGCGGGUCUUUGGUUUCUCCCUCAUCACGAACAAGGCCAUCUUAGAUUAUGAAAACCAGGAGAAGGCUAAUCACGAGGAAGUCCUAGAGGCCGGGAAACAAGCGGCACAGAAACUGGAACAGUUUGUCUCCAUUCUUGUGGCCAGUAUUCCGCUGCCUGGCAAGGCCAGUUAACUGGCCCUGGAGUGGUCUGGCCUCUCUCUUAUGGGAGCCAAGAAACUGCUACCUACUUCAGCCUCUUUCUGGGGUCACGUGCCUCUGCCUUGAGGUGGUGGCAGAAAGAAGAGGAGGCUCCCCAUUCGUCACCUUCCCUACUUCUCUCCCAGCAGAACUUUCUAGUGCUGGGUCUUCUUUUGCUCAGUUGUCAUCUCAAAUAAUUUCCACCCCUAUUUGUCCACAUGAGCUGGAGCCCAAGCCCUACCACACACUUGGGGACACGCCCAGGAUUUGACUUGAGCCGUUGAACUCUGCGCAGUAACUACUACUAGCUCUUCGGAAAUGAACCUCUCACAUUCCUGGGGGCUCGGUUCUGCCUCCCCAAAGCACUGGAGACCACACAAGGGACAGCCCAUUCCUUUUGGAUGUUUAUACUUAACAUAUUUGUAGAAUAAAAAGAAAGAUGAAAUAA